GGAAGCUUUUAGGAAUACCCCGCUGAAUAAGAAACUUGUGGGACACUCAUUCUUUUAGGGUGUUUUUCAGCAUCUUUUUCAUCGAUAUUUAUGAAUGAAAUCUGGAAGAUUUUGGUCUAACCAUGGUUGAUAUGGUUGUCUGAUUAUAAACAGAUAUUUGCUAAUUGAUUGGAGUAUCUAUAGUUUGUUAAAAGCAGUGAUUGUUGAGGUGAAGAAGGAGGAAUAAUGAGCAUAAUGUGUUCUGAGACAUCUGAGUCAGAGUCAUAAAGCCACCUUCUGCUUUCAAUAACAUGGAGCUGUUGGAUUGAAGACAUUCGCGCCCUUAAUGAUGACUGAUGGUUAGAGACUGUGGUUGGAGACGCGCAUGGAGACCUAAUGGUUAAAGAUCAGCUGCAGCGUUAUGCGCCACGCCUCCCCCGGCUCACGCACCUGGCUCUCUCUCCAAACAGUCUGUCAGUCGCGCUGUUGCAGAGCAGAGCGGAUUUGCAGACAGGACCGGAGGAAAGACAAACCCGGGGAAGGAGAAAAAAAAAAAAAAAAAGCAGCGAAUGGGGGAGCGGAGGAAGAGGAGAAUGUGACAACUGCUGGAUGCGGACUGAGUGUGUGCGGCUGGCUACACUGCCUUUGGGGAGGCCUCGUUCUCUCUUGCACCUGUCCCUCUCCGUCUCCGCGGCCAGGCGCAGUUUGGGCGAGAGCGACGCUCCUUUAUUUAUCAGGCGGCGGAGGCGCACACACACACUCAAACACACACACACACACACACACACACACACACACACACACACACGGCACUGUAGGCACACAUACACGGAGCCUACACAGGGCAGGCUGGCAACAUGACUUCAUCCUACAAUCUGGAUUUUCUGCCCGAUAUGAUGGUGGAAAGCCGCCUGCUUGUUCCCGGAGACAGAAUUAACGGCACGGCCGGGAAGAUGAACGGGGCGCUGGAGCAUUCGGACCAGCCAGACCCGGACGCCAUCAAGAUGUUUGUGGGUCAGAUCCCGCGCUCCUGGUCGGAGAAGGAGCUGAAGGAGCUGUUCGAGCCGUACGGCGCCGUCUACCAGAUCAACAUACUCCGAGACCGCAGCCAGAACCCUCCACAGAGCAAAGGCUGCUGUUUUGUCACGUUUUACACAAGGAAAGCUGCCCUUGAAGCCCAGAAUGCACUGCACAACAUAAAGACCUUAACAGGGAUGCACCACCCAAUUCAGAUGAAACCUGCAGACAGCGAGAAAUCUAACGCGGUGGAAGACAGGAAGUUGUUCAUCGGCAUGGUGUCAAAGAAGUGCAACGAGAACGACAUCCGGGUCAUGUUCUCUGCGUUCGGACAGAUCGAGGAGUGCCGGAUCCUCAGAGGGCCUGACGGACUCAGCAGAGGAUGUGCGUUUGUCACGUUUUCCACCAGAGCUAUGGCACAGAAUGCAAUCAAAGCCAUGCACCAGUCUCAGACUAUGGAGGGCUGCUCGUCUCCCAUUGUGGUGAAGUUCGCCGACACACAGAAGGACAAGGAGCAGCGGCGUCUGCAGCAGCAGCUGGCGCAGCAGAUGCAGCAGCUGAACAGCGCCACCACCUGGGGGAGCCUGACGGGCCUGGGGGGCCUCACUCCGCAGUAUCUGGCUGUAAGGAGAGCCGCCGCGUCGCCCACCAUCACCUCCUCCUCCCUUUACUGCAGCCCCAUGGCCAACGCCGCUGCAUUGCUUCAGCAGGCGACCUCCUCCGGUAACCUCGGAGCCUUCAGCGGGAUCCAGCAGAUGGCCGGUAUGAGUGCUCUGCAGUUGCAGAACCUGGCCACUUUAGCAGCGGCGGCGGCAGCGGCCCAAAACUCGGCCAGUCCCUCCACCGCAAACCCCCUGUCCUCCAGCGCCGCCUCCCUGGGAGCGUUGGCCAGCCCAGCGGGCACCACAGCCAGCUCCAACGCCGGCGCCAUGAACUCUCUGACCUCUCUGGGCACCCUGCAGGGCCUGGCAGGCGCCACUGUGGGCCUGAACAACAUAAAUGCACUAGCAGGUAGCAUCAACAGUAUGGCGGCUCUAAACGGAGGCCUGGGCGGCGCAGGGCUCACCAACGGGACGGCGGGCACCAUGGAUGCGUUGACGCAGGCUUACUCAGGGAUCCAGCAGUAUGCCGCCGCAGCGCUGCCCACCCUCUACAGCCAGUCGCUGCUGCAGCAGCAAGGGGCCGCAGGCAGCCAGAAAGAGGGUCCAGAAGGUGCCAACCUGUUCAUCUACCACCUGCCCCAGGAGUUUGGAGACCAGGACAUCCUGCAGAUGUUCAUGCCUUUCGGAAACGUGGUCUCCGCCAAAGUCUUCAUCGACAAACAGACGAACCUUAGCAAGUGCUUCGGCUUUGUCAGCUACGACAAUCCAGUGUCGGCACAGGCAGCCAUCCAGGCCAUGAACGGCUUCCAGAUCGGCAUGAAGCGGCUGAAGGUGCAGCUGAAGCGCUCCAAGAACGACAGCAAACCGUACUGAUCUUAGCACUAGGGUCUAUCUGCUCCCCCAUGUUAGCACUGCUAGGGUAAGUCCCCCCCUCCCCUCCCCCGACAAAGAAACAAAAAAAUGAAAGAGAAAAAAAAUAGCAAACCGAGCCACGACCUCUCUACACAGGGACUCUGCGGGGAGGGUGGGGGGGUGGGGGUGAUGGGAGGGAAAAGGGAGGGAUGUGGGAGGGAGGGGGAGACGACCUACAACCACUCUGAGGGAGACACACACACGCCUUGUUUUAAUUUUUUUUUCUUGCUUUUUUUUUUUUUUUUUUAAAGAUUUUUAAGUUUGCUUUCAAGUAUUAUUUAUUACGAUUAUUAUUUUUUUCUUUUUACGCACAUGAACGCUUCCAUUAACCGCCAUUACUUUGUGCAAUUUUUAUUCUUUUUUUUACGAUGGAAGGAAGUAGCUAUCUCUCAGCUACAAAAAAACGAUCUUUCUCAGUGAUUAUUUAAACAUUUCUUGAGGACGUUACAGUCAGAACUCGAGGUAAAGACAAAGGAGCCAUAAAAGUUUUUCAUUUUAUUUUGACUUUUUUUUUUCUCGUCGUGAACCUGACGCCUGGUGAAAGGCUCGUUUUUUUUUCCUUUUUUUUUUUGACGCGCAUGCAGAUAUGCACAUCGGCCCGUCGUGCUCUGCGGUGUUGGUUGCAGGCCGCCGCCGCCGCUGCUGCUUCUCCAAAAAAAAAAAAAAACGCCUGCUGGUUACCCGGGGAGCAAAACGGCUGCGAAACAUUAGUGGCCUCUUUACAUUUGAGCGAGGGGCGAUGUCAGCGAUGCCCGCCGCUACAGAUACAAAAAAUCCACCACCGCAAGAAGAGAAAAAAAACACACACACUCCAGCUACGUCUUCUUCUUAUUAUUAUUUAUGUGAAAAUAUAAAAAGUUUUUUUUUAUUUCUCAGAAAAAAAUAAUCAGCGAGUCCUUUCUGGGUCAGAUCACAUUGGUCUUUGACGUGAAGGAGCAUCUUUUAAAAAAAAAACAACAACCAGAAUUUGAUGAAGGCGACGAUAAUAAUUCUAACGAUACGUUUAAAAAAAAAAAAGUUUAUGGUUUAAGGUGGUCACUGAAAAUACUUGAUGUUCGUUGAAAGAUUUAAAAAAAAGAUAAUGAUAAUUCAAAGUACAGAGAGCCACAGGCCUGUAAAUUUUAUUUGUAAAAAAAGCAGUUCUAUUUUUAUACAACAUUUUUACUGCCUCAGAUGAAAAAAAAAAAGGAUUUUAUUUAUUGCCUAUCGUUAAGUUAUUGGACUCCUCUUAUAAAGUAUUACAGCAUCUUUAACGUAGACCCUUUGUGGAGAAGUCUCGUGGAACAUUUUGGGUUCUCCGGUGUGUUUUUUUUUUUUUUUUUUUUCUCGUCAUGUUAUUUCAGUGCAGAAACCACGAUCACGACACGCCUCCGCCGCCAUAAAGACACGCACCUUCACCCCCUCCUCCUCUUCUUCUUCUUCUUCUUCUUCUUCAUUAUGUCAUUCAUCCACACACACACACACACACACACACACACACACAUCACUCUGUGCUGUUCAUCUGUCUCUCUCUCUUCCUCUCGCCAUCCGUAGUGGGACUACUUCCUGUCAAAUUCGUACCUUUUUUUCCUCGCAUUUUACACGUUUUCCGUUUGAGUGUUUAUGUUUUUUGUUUGUUCGUGGACCCCCCCCCCAAAAAAAAAAAAAAACAUCUGACAUCUCCAAAGAUUUUUGAUUUUUUUAAAGGAUGAAAUUAAAAGACCCCCCAACCUUUAAAAAGAAAGUACAAUUUACUCAUUAAAUCACGGCGGCCAUCUUGGAUCUGAUGGAUUCAGUUUCCAGUGGGUUUUUUGUGAAUGGCUGACUUGAGUGUGCAAAUGCGAGCGUCGUUUCUCCGUGAUUAAAAAACCUAUUUUUCAAAAAUCUGAGCUAGACAUUUUAAAUUCGUGAGUCGUGUCGCUGUUCUGCAUUGUUGUUGUUUUGUUUGUUGUUGUUGUCCAGUUGUUUUUUGUUUUUUUGGUGCUGUGGUGCUCUCUGGCUCUCUGUGUGUAACUCUCUCUCUCCUGUUUUUUUUCUUUCCCCCGUUUAGAACAACCUUCAUCUCCAUGCCUGUUAUAGCUCAUCGUUUGCCUCGCAUGUCUCCGUGGCGUCCUCCCCCCCUCUCAAAAAAAACCACACACACACACAUGAACUUUAAACAGAAAACAAAGUGUCAUCGUCCUCCCCGUCAUUGUUUUUUCUGAUGUCUUUUCCGAGCUCACCUGAUCCUAACCUGGCCCUCCUCCUCCUCCUCCUCCUCCUCCUCCUCCUCCUCCGCUGCCUACUGACCUUUUGACCUUUUUUGGGGAUUUUUUUUUACUUCUUGUUUUUUGCUUUUUUUUGUUGUUUUUUUGCAUGUGACCUCAUUUGGAUCCGGGAGGGUUUUCAGGGAGGCGAUACACAAAAUGGGGGGGGGGGGGGAGGAGGGGUCGGAUGAGAGAAAAAUGAAUCAAUGUGAAAAAGAUAUAAAGCUGCAUUCAUACGAAAAACACAAAAAAGACUGAGAUUUUUAUGGAAAAAAAAAACACAUGUUCCUUUUCUUUUCUUUUUUUUGAAGAAAAACAAACACAACAAACCUGUGGCAAAGUGAUUUCCAUUCAGUAUGUUUUUUCUUCUUCUUCUUUACGUCCGUUUUCUUUUUUUUUUCAUUUCAAAAGUAAACUUGAAAGUUUCAACGCAGGAAUUGGCGCCUCAUCUUGCUUCUGGCGCCGCCGACGCCGCCGCCGAAAAAACAACACAAAAAAAAAACCAAAACACACACAAAACAAAAAAAGAGCGGCGUGCGGGUCGGUUCCAGAAGCAGUCGGCGCCAGUUUCUCUGAGAAAUAAGACUACUUCCAAACAGUUUUGAAGUCAAAAACUGUCUGAUCAAAUAUUCGACUCUCUCUCAGAGCUCUCCAAUGGUUUUUACAUUUUUCAGGCAGUGUAAAGUUUUUUGAUAAGGCCAUUUUAAGUGGCUCUGUUUCUCAUUCAAAGUCUAUAUAUAGAACCACUUUUUUCUAGAGUAGUUUAAAGGGUUAAAAAAAAAAAAAGACAAAAGACCCUGUUUGGGGGGUGGGAAUAAAUGCUACCUACUUGUGUCACCUUUUGCUGAACUGACUCACAGAUAGACAAUCCGUGGUUUCAAAAUGCACAUGAUGAAAUGACCUAUAUUUUCUACUGUUUAAAUGUAUAGAGGAAAAAAAAAAGAACUAAACUUAAAAACCAAGCGUACUAAGAUUUACCUGUAAAACCUGCGUUACCGUCGGUGCUUCUCGUGAGUUUAGUUGUGGUUUCAUCACAAGUCUACCGGUCUUAAAUGUCCUCAUGUUUUUUUCAAGAGAAGACUUUAAAAAAUCAGUUUACUUGAACAAUAGACAAAGCCUUUCAUAUUCCUAUAAUAGUUACUUUGUCCUUUUUAUUAUCCGUUUCUUUUCUUCUUCUUCUUUUUUUUUUUUUUUUUAAAGGAGUCCCUAUUUGCUAAAAUUUCUUGUCGGUUAAUUAGCUAUAUAAAAUUCCUAAAAAUAUAUAUAAAUAUAAAUAUAUCUAUAUAUAUAUAUAUAUAACGUCAGCUUGUGAAGCAUCAAUGUCAUUAUUAUUUUAUUUCUCUCGUGGGAAAACGAUAUUUAGGUGUGUUUCGUUGUUCAGCAAAAUGUCUUAUAACGAGAAAAAAAAAAAGAUCAGUGGAGUUUAGUGCCAAAUUCUGAAGGUACUUCCUGCCUAGCGCGUCAGUGUACUUCUUGUGAAAUGAUUUGAUAACAUGGGUAUUUUAUUAUAAGUGUUUUGUAUGGAUCCCUCAUAUUUAAAAAAAAAUAUAGAUUUAAAAAAAAAAAAGAGUUUGUUAACUUGCUAUUCUGUGGUCUUGUUGCCUGAAAAAAAAAUGUCAUGUUUGCUUUUUUUCUUUGUAAAGAUGUACAAAAAAAAGAAGAAAAAGUUCAAAAAAAGUGCCCAUGUGUCAUAUAUAUAUAUCUAUAUACACGCACACACGGACACGGACACACACAUUCUCGUGCAGACCUCACAGUUUUUUACUUUCUUUGUUGUGCAAUGAGAGCCCCUGAGUGUGAAAAGCCUCCGCAGGAAACCCCGCUACGGCCCGCCCAGCGUGCACACACACACUUUAAAACGCAAGAUAUUUUUAGCCAUUGUACAGCCGUUUCACUCAUCGAAGCCUUACCACCAAAUCUUUGCACUCCUCUUCUUCUCUCUCUAUUAGUAUCUCGCACACAAACACGGGCGUCGGGCUUCAGCGUGAAUCGUUCUGAUUGUUUUCCUCGCACACUCGAGGUACGCAAAGCCUUAUUUCUCUAAAAUCCUCUUAUCCCUUUUUUGUUGAGUUGUAGCCGCGCGUCGCUCGCCUCAGACGGGAGGCGAGGGGAUCAUUACUUUUUGUGUAUCACCUCAGACGAGCGUGCUUUUUCUUUCAUGAUGUAAGCACAGGGCAAGACUCGCUCAGUCAUUCGAUCUUUUGAGGGGGGGGGGGGGG
Molecule: messenger RNA, 6954 nt
Organism: Labrus mixtus (cuckoo wrasse)
Lineage: Eukaryota; Metazoa; Chordata; Actinopteri; Labriformes; Labridae
Gene: celf2
Product: cugbp, Elav-like family member 2
Exons: 13
Coding region: 837-2471 (544 amino acids)
Biological process (GO): regulation of alternative mRNA splicing, via spliceosome; mRNA splice site recognition
Cellular component (GO): ribonucleoprotein complex; cytoplasm; nucleus
Molecular function (GO): mRNA 3'-UTR binding
Source: RefSeq, a predicted model, not a curated record